Molecule: messenger RNA, 453 nt
Organism: Rotaria sp. Silwood2
Lineage: Eukaryota; Metazoa; Rotifera; Eurotatoria; Philodinida; Philodinidae
Source: the annotation of a GenBank genome assembly
AUGGCUAAAAAUAAUAAAUACAUAAAAAAUCCAGCAAACAAGAUCACCCGAACAACUCGCGAGCGGCGUAUUCAUCACGUCCAGCUGGUGAAACAAGAAAUUGAAGAGCUUAAAAAAGUAGCAGCAGCAAUAUCAGCAGUAACAGCAAGAUCAGGUGCAGCAACAACAACAUCAGCUGCAGAUGUAUCACCACCGUCAAUAAUUAUGCUAGAUCAACAACAUCCACAAACAUCAUCACCACCAAUAAAUAAUAGUAAUAAUAACACCAAUAAUAAUAAUAAUAACGUAAAUAAUAAUGCAUAUAGUGUAAAUAUUAACAAUAAUAUUAAUGAUUUAAUCCAAAAUUUAAUAGAAAAUAAUAAUUUAAUUAAAAAUUUAAUUAAUAAUCAAAAUAACAUGUUAUUGAAUAUAUUAGAUGAACUAAGAACAAUGAAUACUCGUCGUGACACAUAA